GCUCGCCUUUAUAGCCUCCAGUCAGACCCAGCAACCUACUGCAAUGAACCAGAUGGGCCCCCGGAGUUGUUUGACACCUGGCUUUCCCAGUUCUGCUUGGAGGAGAAGAAGGGGGAGAUCUCAGAGCUCCUUGUAGGCAGCCCCUCCAUCCGGGCCCUCUACACCAAGAUGGUGCCCGCAGCUGUUUCCCAUUCAGAAUUCUGGCAUCGGUAUUUCUAUAAAGUCCAUCAACUAGAGCAGGAGCAGGCCCGGAGGGAUGCCCUGAAGCAGCGUGCAGAACAGAGCAUCUCUGAAGAGCCUGGCUGGGAGGAGGAAGAUGAGGAGCUUGUGGGCAUUUCACCCACAUCUCCAAAAGAGGCCGAGGUUCCUGUGGCCAAAACUUCCACAUCCCUUGAAGGAGGACCUGGCCUCUGGAGCCCCUGUGAAGAGAAUCUGGUGACCCCGGUUGAGGCUCCAACAGAGGUGACUCCAUCGGAGAGCAGUGAGAGCAUCUCCCUCGUGACACAGAUUGCCAAACCUACCCCUGCAUCUGAGGCACCAGUGCUGCCCAAGGACCUGUCCCAAAAGCUUCUAGAGGCAUCUUUGGAGGAACAGAACCUGGCUGUGGAUGUGGGCGAGACUGGACCCCCACCCCUAGCUCAGUCCAAGCCCCACACCCCUGCUGGCCGCCCCAGCGGUCCAGAGCCCCGGCCUCCAGCCAGAGUAGAGACUCUCAGGGAGGAGGUACUCACAGACUUACGGGUGUUUGAGCUGAAUUCAGACAGCGGGAAGUCUACACCCUCCAACAAUGGAAAAAAAGGCUCAAGCACAGACAUCAGUGAGGACUGGGAGAAGGACUUUGACUUGGACAUGACUGAAGAAGAAGUGCAGAUGGCACUUUCCAAAGUGGAUGCUUCUGGUGAGCUGGAAGAUGUAGAGUGGGAGGACUGGGAAUGAGGGGAGCCAGAGCAAGCCGCUCCCCUACCCACAGCACUUCCCACCUCCCUCGCUCGUCUACGCCCGGCACUGGAAGACACUGACUAAGAAUGUCCCCCAAAUGGCCUCUGUCAGCCAGAGCUCUAGGCAGAUUCUGGGUUGUUCCUUGUUGGCCCUUUGGGCCUCUGCUCACAUCUGGGAAGGGGCUUGCUAAAUCCAAACCAGGAACUCUGACUUGUGCCAACCAUAGGAUGACCCAAGGGGGAGGAAACCUACCCCCCUCACCAGAAGAGCCUACACUUCUCUGCUGAACACCCACUGUUCCUGGGGACUCUUACUGGGAAGUCCCAACAGAUAGCCCUAGCCCAUCUGCCUGUGUAGGCAGAGGCCAAGCUACCAGUCUCUUGGAGGACGCAGAGACAACACACUUUGUCACCCAUAAGCAGGCAAAGAAGGCCAUGCCACCUGCCCUUGGCUAGACAGGGAUGGUGAACACAUUUUGGUUCCUAUCCCAGUGGGUAAGAGGCAUUCAUUUUUGGGAAAUUUGCCUCUCUUAGGAAUCUCCCCCUCCCAGGCAUCUUCCAUUCCUGGAAAGGCUCCUUGUGGUUCAGAAUCUAGAGACCAAACUCCCUCCUUUUACCCAGUCCAGGCUGGUAUGUCCCCAACGCCAUUCCCAAGGCUUCUUCAUGUCAGAUGCACCCGAGUCCUUAGCCCAGCUGUGCCACCUGCAAGAGUCUGCUCUUGCUCUUCUUCCCCUCCCCAAGAAGGGAGGGGGCCACUUCAGGCCCUUCUGUGUGUUGCCUGGCGGGGUACCUUGUCCAACCAGCUACCCACCUCGACUCCCCUGUAGCUUAGGACACAAGCCAGCUACCAGCGGUACAGAGCAGUGAUCAAAGCUGAGUACUUACAACUCUGGUAAGCCCAACUUCUCCGCCUCAACCCUUCUGCGUCUUGAAGGGAUAUGCUGGGGGUGAGCUUCUUGAGACUGUCAUCAGGUUUCUGCAAAAGCUCUUCUUCCUGAAGGCAGAUCCAAUCCUUGUGGCUCUCACCCUCCACUCUGGUAAAAGCUGCACCUCUCUUAGGGGGAUGAGGGGCUGCAGGAAUCCCUGGAGACCCUGGUGCUUCAUGAUGCUGCUCUGGUGAUUCUUGUACAUAAUCUGGUGUGUUCACCAAUGAUUUAAAGUGAUUGUGGUCAGGGACGCCAAGAGGGUGGUGGUCACUUCCACUUCAAACCUUCAAUGAGGGGGUGGGAUGGAGAGAAUGCUGAAUCUUUUUUUGAUGGGAUGGGGUUUUUCUCUUUGUAAUUAUUUCUUUAGUUUAAUUAACCUUUUUGUUGUUUGUGCAAUAUUAUAUAUUUUAAAUUAUAAUGUAUCUCCCCAGAGUAUUUUGUAGCCGGGAAAAGAAAAAAGGAAAAAAAAAAAAAAGACUCUAACAGCUGUUAGUUUUGUAAUUAAAAAAGAAAGAAAAAAGAACUUUGUCCUGAACCUUUUCCAGACUUGCCGUUAACAGCUAUUAAAGAGAUUCAACAGAA
Physeter macrocephalus (sperm whale) is the source of this 2446-nucleotide messenger RNA. Its product is annotated as BSD domain-containing protein 1. The transcript has 7 exons. The record is from RefSeq and is a predicted model, not a curated record. Gene Ontology annotation, cellular component: cytoplasm. NCBI's taxonomy places the organism in Eukaryota, Metazoa, Chordata, Mammalia, Artiodactyla, Physeteridae. The annotation marks the transcript as partial.